Molecule: messenger RNA, 1662 nt
Organism: Globicephala melas (long-finned pilot whale)
Lineage: Eukaryota; Metazoa; Chordata; Mammalia; Artiodactyla; Delphinidae
Gene: PPP1R35
Product: protein phosphatase 1 regulatory subunit 35
Biological process (GO): positive regulation of cilium assembly; positive regulation of centriole elongation; negative regulation of phosphatase activity
Cellular component (GO): centriole
Molecular function (GO): phosphatase binding
Source: RefSeq, a predicted model, not a curated record
UACAGAAGAAGAAACAGAGGCUCACAGAACUGAGAGGGCCUACCCCAAGGAACAUUAGGGAAUGAGGCGAGAGCUCCCGUUUCCUGCCCUGCAGUCCGGGAUAAAUCCACGGAGCCUUUUUUUAAAAAACUGUACUUAUAUGCAGAUAUUUAUUUUUUAUAUAGAUGAAUAUUUUAGUGGAUCUUCGAAGGGGAAAAAGUCACAAAAGGCCGCAAACUGAAUGAGGCUGCUGUCGCCCAGGCAACCACGGUCACCUAGGAGGGGGCCCGGGGCUGGAGUCAGCGAGCCACGCCCUCAUUCAAACUGGGGAGCUCCGGGCCAAGUUUGGGGGCGACGGAACACCCGGAGAUGCUGUGGAGGCACGGAGUAGGGAGAUCCAGUAUGGGGACGCUGGACCGUUAAUAGGGAGGACUGACACACUCUGGAUUCCAGCGGAGGCCACGUGGUGGCGAUUGGAUAGGGCAACGACGCUGUAGCGCAAGUUUCUAGAUGAAAAUGGUCCUAAUGAGGACCCGUAGAGCUUCCAAGGGCUUCAGCUCUAAAACCCCGGCCUGGGGGCGGGGCAAGGGUUUGCGGGCGGAAGCUUUCCGGGACGCGGGGAGCGGGGCAACGGAAAUGACGCUUAGGCGCACCAAUAGGGCGGGGCGGGCGCUAACGGUUUUCGGUAGCGCUGUCUUAGAAGGGCGGGGGAGAGGAGGUGGCGAGUCUGUGUUCCCUGACCCUUGGGCCCCAGCGACCCCGCACCCCUGCAGACACCCCAAGAUGAUGGGCUGUGAGGAGCCAGAGCUGGAGUCGGUGGAAGGGGGAGAGGCCGUGGCUGACCCAGGGCCACUCCCAGAACCCCGAGCCCCCGUGCCCGGAGCCCCCGUGCCGGAGCCCGGCCUGGACCUGAGCCUAAGUCUGAGCCCUCUGUCCGAGAGCCCCGGGCGCGGGCGGUCCAACUGCAGCCCGGGACGGCGGAAGGGGCGGGCGGACCGGCGGGGCGGGGCCCGCAAGGGGCGGCAGGUCCGCUUCCGCCUGGCGCCGCCCUCCCCCGUACGGUCCCAGCCGCCGCCGGCCGCCACCGCACCGAGCGAGAAGCUCGCGGCGCCGCAGGACCUGGGGACGCCCGCGCAGCAGAGCAGCCUGGCCCUGAGCUUCGAGCUGCAGGCCGCGCGGGCCGCAGCCGGGGGCCAGUUCGAUGCCGCGAAGGCCGUGGAAGAACAGCUGAGAAAGUCGUUCCAGACCCGCUGCAGCCUGGAAGAGAGCGUGGCCGAGGGGCUGAACGUGCCGCGCUCCAAGCGGCUCUUCCGAGACCUGGUGAGCCUGCAGGUGCCCGAGGAACAGGUUCUGAACGCCGCGCUGAGGGAGAAACUGGCGCUCCUGCCGCCGCAGGCCCGAGCCCCGCCUCCAAAGGAGCCAUCUGGGCCAGGGCCAGACAUGACCAUUUUGUGUGAUCCAGAAACAUUAUUUUAUGAAUCUCCACACCUGACCCUGGAAGGUCUGCCCCCUCUCCGGCUUCAACUCCGGCCCCGCCCUUCAGAGGAUACCUUCCUUAUGCAUCGGACACUGAGGCGAUGGGAAGCGUAGACUUGGGAGGCUCCCUGGAUUGCUAGUUCAUAUCUUUUUGUUUUUAAACUAUGAGAAUAAAGUGGUUUUGCUAACAAAUGGGACUCUUCUUGG